AUGCGCCCGCCGUCGCCUGGCUGGUGUAGGAUUUUGGCAGAGCCGGCCAUGAUGUUAUGGUUCGUGGUGGGAGCCUUGUUCCCAGCUCUGCUCCUGGCUGCUCCACCUCCCAUCAACAAGCUCGCCCUCUUCCCAGACAAGAGCGCCUGGUGCGAGGCCAAGAACAUCACCCAGAUCGUGGGGCACAGCGGCUGCGAGUCCAAAUCCAUCCAGAACAGGGCCUGUCUGGGACAGUGUUUCAGCUACAGCGUCCCCAACACCUUCCCCCAGUCCACAGAGUCCCUGGUUCACUGCGACUCCUGCAUGCCAGCCCAGUCCAUGUGGGAAAUUGUGACACUGGACUGCCCAGGCAACGAGGAGAUCCCCAGGGUGGACAAGCUGGUGGAGAAGAUCUUGCACUGCAGCUGCCAGGCCUGCGGGAAGGAGCCGAGCCACGAGGGAGCCCUGUUCAACGUGUACCUGAACGCCGAGGAGAACAUGGCCCACGAGGGGCCCGCGCCCCACCACUACCCCCACCACCAGCAGGAGCUGGAGGAGCCGCCGGCCUCCAGCCACCACCACCACGAGGAGGAGGGCGAGGAGUGA
Molecule: messenger RNA, 585 nt
Organism: Cinclus cinclus
Lineage: Eukaryota; Metazoa; Chordata; Aves; Passeriformes; Cinclidae
Gene: NBL1
Product: NBL1, DAN family BMP antagonist
Exons: 4
Coding region: 1-585 (194 amino acids)
Biological process (GO): animal organ morphogenesis
Molecular function (GO): receptor ligand activity; BMP binding
Source: RefSeq, a predicted model, not a curated record